AUGAUCUGUCCAUUUGACUCUCACAGGGUUUCCAAGUUAUCCCAGCUAGCUGCCAAAGAUUAUGAGGACCUCUUGCAGUGUGCCAUUCCAGCCUUUGAGGGGCUCUUUCCUGAACUGGACAAUCCACUAAUUAUUUCUGUCCUGUACACUCUGGCCCUCUUUCACUGCCUUGGAAAGAUGCAGGUCCAUGGUACAGAUACUCUGGAGUUACUAGAUGAGGUGACCACCUGGUUGGGUGAUGUAAUGCAGAGAUUUCAAGGGGAAACUUGUGUCAAGUAUAGCAUGCCCACUCCCAAUGACACAAGUUGUGACACCAAUUUUCAACAAUCUUGCAACAAAGAGUCCCUUCAGGCUGGUGUGUCAGGUGCCCUGAGGGCUCUUGGUCAAGCAGCCAGUGUCCCCACCACUUUCAGUCUGCGGACUCCAAAAUGGCACUUUAUGGGUGAUUAUACUGCCUGUAUCAGAAGGCUGGGUACAACAGACAAUUUCUCCACAGAACCAGUAAGGCCCUUUCCUUGUGUCAAGUGA
Molecule: messenger RNA, 528 nt
Organism: Dacryopinax primogenitus
Lineage: Eukaryota; Fungi; Basidiomycota; Dacrymycetes; Dacrymycetales; Dacrymycetaceae
Exons: 3
Coding region: 1-528 (175 amino acids)
Source: RefSeq, a predicted model, not a curated record